AUGUACGCAGACGAUAUCGAAAAAGAGAGAUCAAGCGGAGGUUACAAAAAGAGUUUCUCCGGCUCUCGUGGCUCAGGAAUCGAUGGAAAAUGGAAGCGAGACAUGUUCCAAACUGCUAAUCGUUCUCCUAAAACCAGUUUCGUCACAAAGAAACGUCAGCAAACGAGUUUCAUGAGCAAAGCAGGAGCCGCUGCUAUCGGAGGAGGAGCUGUCUCCAGAAACAUCACAACUGCGGCGAUUCGUGGAAGAACUGCUGCUCCAGUAGUUAAAGAGGAAACUGGUCCAUCGACGUUGUUCAUCAGCAACUUGGCUUCCUCUGUUACUCAGGAAGAUCUUGAGGAGCUCUUCGAACAAUAUCAGCCAGAAGUUGUGCAACUUCACUUCGACGCAGCUGGAGCUAGCCUCGGAACAGCAGAUCUCGUCGUCCCACAACCACAAGUAGCCAUCAUUCGGAAAGCAUUAGAAGGUGUUCUUCUGGACGGACAACAAAUCGAAGUACUCGAGACGAACGUUGCCAAGCCAGUGUCUGUCUUCGAUCGUAUCAAGAAGGUCAGUCGCCAGAAUGACUUCAAGCCAAAGAUGCGGGUCGUUGUCGGAAACCGAGGAAGCCGCGUCGUGAAGAAAGGAGGACGAGGUGGAUUCUAA
Molecule: messenger RNA, 645 nt
Organism: Caenorhabditis remanei
Lineage: Eukaryota; Metazoa; Nematoda; Chromadorea; Rhabditida; Rhabditidae
Exons: 4
Coding region: 1-645 (214 amino acids)
Biological process (GO): mRNA export from nucleus
Cellular component (GO): nucleus
Molecular function (GO): mRNA binding
Source: RefSeq, a predicted model, not a curated record